Molecule: messenger RNA, 2337 nt
Organism: Knipowitschia caucasica
Lineage: Eukaryota; Metazoa; Chordata; Actinopteri; Gobiiformes; Gobiidae
Source: the annotation of a GenBank genome assembly
AUGUGCGGCUCCAGGAGAGGCUUGCUGUUCGUGAAACUCCUGCAGACUCUGGUGCCUCCACUUCCACAGACUCUGGGACUACUAGCUCUCGACACCGCACUAAUGGCUCACCAGCUGAACGCCUCCAAGCAUUACAGACUUCUGCACGUCCCCCAGCCUAGAGCCCCACAUAUGGGGGCAGUGACAGCAGCCCAGGAGGUGGGAAACUGCAACCCCCUGAUGCCCUGUAAUUGGCUUGAGCUCACUGCAGCCAAUGGCAUUGAUAUUCCCUAUGUUGGUUACGUCGAGUUAGACGUCAAUAUAUUUGGUAUGGUAGUUCCGCAGCGGGGUAUCUUGGUGGUCAAGGAGCCGUUCAGACAGCAAGCUUCAGAUGGGUCCCAACCUCCUGAUCUGCCCACUCCAGCACGCCCAGGGACUCCUCUUCCGAACGAGGUGCAACUGGCCAUAAAAUGCACCAGUGUGGCUACUCAAUGCGCUAUGUCAGUCAUCCCUGAGAGGUCAACAGAUGACCUGAAGGUGUUGCAGCAGGCCGAUCCAGCUAUCGCCCCGGUGUUGGCCUUUAUACAGCGGCAGUGUGCCCCAGGAAGAAUGGAGAGGGAGGCACUUGACCCUGCGGCCAGAAGGCCUGCCCCAAGUAACCGGAGCCCCGAGCUGUCCGAAACCGGGGAGUGGGCCGCAGAUGGCCUCUGGGUGGUGAGUCGAGAGCCAGAUGUACUUGCGCAUCCAGUCCAGGCUGACGACCCUGCUGUUUGGCCACCAGCCCCACUAGCGGUCAGCUCCGCCCCCGGGUCACGGGUUGGACUCCUACCAGCCCCACAGCCUGGUCAGCCAGGAGCGUUCACAGUCAGUGACAUCAGAGCUGACUGUGUGACUCUGUCCUGGGAGCCCCCUGCUGGUGAAGUGCAGAACUACUCAGUGACCUGUUCCAGCGGAGAAGAUGUGGUACAAGAAGUCCAAACUGAGGAAACCAGUGUGACCAUCAGAGACCUGAGGCCGGGACAGCAGUACCUGUUCUCUGUGUGUGCACAGCUCCAGAGGCUCCAGAGUGAGGCUGCAGAGACCUCCACUCACACAAUCCGGGUGUGUCCCUCCUCGGCCUGCUCCUCUCUCUCCUCGGCCUGCUCCUCUCCCUCCUCGGCCUGCUCCUCUCCCUCCUCGGCCUGCUCCUCUCCCUCCUCGGCCUGCUCCUCUCCCUCCUCGGCCUGCUCCUCUCCCUCCUCGGCCUGCUCCUCUCCCUCUUCGGCCUGCUCCUCUCUCUCCUCGGCCGGCUCCUCUCCCUCCUAUGACACCAGAUCUGAGCCUGGCCAGCCAGGAGCGUUCACAGUCAGUGACAUCAGAGCUGACUGUGUGACUCUGUCCUGGGAGCCCCCUGCUGGUGAAGUGCAGAACUACUCAGUGACCUGUUCCAGCGGAGAAGAUGUGGUACAAGAAGUCCAAACUGAGGAAACCAGUGUGACCAUCAGAGACCUGAGGCCGGGACAGCAGUACCUGUUCUCUGUGUGUGCACAGCUCCAGAGGCUCCAGAGUGAGGCUGCAGAGACCUCCACUCACACAAAGCCUGGUCAGCCAGGAGCGUUCACAGUGAGUGACAUCAGAGCUGACUGUGUGACUCUGUCCUGGGAGCCCCCUGCUGGUGAAGUGCAGAACUACUCAGUGACCUGUUCCAGCGGAGAAGAUGUGGUACAAGAAGUCCAAACUGAGGAAACCAGUGUGACCAUCAGAGACCUGAGGCCGGGACAGCAGUACCUGUUCUCUGUGUGUGCACAGCUCCAGAGGCUCCAGAGUGAGGCUGCAGAGACCUCCACUCACACAAAGCCUGGCCAGCCAGGAGCGUUCACAGUGAGUGACAUCAGAGCUGACUGUGUGACUUUGUCCUGGGAGCCCCCUGCUGGUGAAGUGCAGAACUACUCAGUGACCUGUUCCAGCGGAGAAGAUGUGGUACAAGAAGUCCAAACUGAGGAAACCAGUGUGACCAUCAGAGACCUGAGGCCGGGACAGCAGUACCUGUUCUCUGUGUGUGCACAGCUCCAGAGGCUCCAGAGUGAGGCUGCAGAGACCUCCACUCACACAAAGCCUGGCCAGCCAGGAGCGUUCACAGUGAGUGACAUCAGAGCUGACUGUGUGAGUCUGUCCUGGGAGCCCCCUGCUGGUGAAGUGCAGAACUACUCAGUGACCUGUUCCAGCGGAGAAGAUGUGGUACAAGAAGUCCAAACUGAGGAAACCAGUGUGACCAUCAGAGACCUGAGGCCGGGACAGCAGUACCUGUUCUCUGUGUGUGCACAGCUCCAGAGGCUCCAGAGUGAGGCUGCAGAGACCUCCACUCACACAAGUAAGUGA